Messenger RNA from Elgaria multicarinata webbii, 699 nucleotides. RefSeq names its product nucleoside diphosphate kinase. Lineage: Eukaryota; Metazoa; Chordata; Lepidosauria; Squamata; Anguidae. The record is from RefSeq and is a predicted model, not a curated record. Gene Ontology annotation, molecular function: nucleoside diphosphate kinase activity. Bases 112 to 573 code for a protein of 153 amino acids. The transcript is spliced from 5 exons. Gene Ontology annotation, biological process: GTP biosynthetic process; UTP biosynthetic process; CTP biosynthetic process.
CCGGCGUCUGCCCGGCCUUGCUCCGCCUCUUCCCCAGGAGGUUUUCAGCGAAGCAGCAGCUGAAGCCACGUUAUCCAGGCCCGGCGAAGCUCGCUGCAUUUGAGCGGAAUAAUGGCUGGCAAUGCAGAGCGCACAUUCAUUGCCAUCAAGCCUGAUGGAGUCCAGCGGGGAUUAAUAGGUGACAUUAUCAAGCGAUUUGAACAGAAGGGUUUUCGUUUGGUGGCUAUAAAAUUUUUGAUUCCUUCUGAAGAACUUCUCAAACAACACUACAUUGACCUGAAAGAUAGGCCGUUCUACCCUGGUUUGGUUAAAUACAUGCAUUCUGGGCCUGUAGCAGCCAUGGUUUGGGAAGGCCUCAAUGCUGUGAAGACAGGCAGAGUAAUGUUGGGGGAAACUAAUCCAGCAGAUUCCAAGCCUGGAACUAUCCGUGGUGACUUCUGCAUUCAAGUGGGCAGGAACAUCAUUCAUGGCAGUGACUCUGUGGAGAGUGCUCAAAAGGAGAUCAACCUGUGGUUCAAGCCUUCGGAACUUGUGGACUUCAAAUCUUGUGCUCAUGACUGGAUUUAUGAAUAAAAUAAACCUUACGAGUUUGCCUUUUUCCAACGAUGCAUCUUAGUCUGGCCACAUACUGACGUGAGAGCAAAUAUUAUGGUUACUUUUGUGAUUAUUGGCAUUGACAAAUAAAACAUCAUGAACUAA